Molecule: messenger RNA, 2233 nt
Organism: Amborella trichopoda
Lineage: Eukaryota; Viridiplantae; Streptophyta; Magnoliopsida; Amborellales; Amborellaceae
Product: rho GTPase-activating protein 1
Biological process (GO): signal transduction
Molecular function (GO): GTPase activator activity
Source: RefSeq, a predicted model, not a curated record
AUGGAAGUUAUAAAGAAUGUAUAUAUUCUCUAUCCCAUGAAUUUUUCUCUGUGAAUCGUCUCUCAUUCCAUGGCUUUGUCUUUGCUUCAAGCCCUUGUCAAUCUCUUCAUGAUUCUCACGUCCCACCAUCCACUCCUUACCUUCAUUCCAACUCAACCAACGCCUCCAAUAUUCAAUCCUCUUUCUCUCUCUUCCCCUAAUUCUCUCUUUGUCUCUCUAGAUUCAUCCUCUAUCUCUCUCACUCACAGACAGAUUUAUUCCCGUCCCACUCUCUAAUCCUCUCUCUCUAGCUCUGUUUCGUUCUCUCUCUAGCUCUGUUUCGUUCUCUCUCUACAUCUCUGAAAUUUUUAAAGAAAACCCAUCUCUUUUGCCCCUCUCACUAAUUCUCUCUCUCUCUUUCUUUCUCUGUUCUUUUUCAUUAUCUCUCUACAUCUUUGAAGUUUUUAAAGAUAACCCAUUUCUAUUCUCUCUCUACAUCUUUGAGGUUUUUAAAGAAAACCCAUUUCUUUUUCAUUGCCAACUAUGACGGAAGUCCUCCAUUCCAGUCAAGCUUAUGGGCCAGAGGCCACCACCACUCCCUGUUUUCCUUCCUCCUCAAGCUCUUUCUCAUCUGCGAAUGAUGACCCACAUGUGGAAGAGGGGUUUAACAACCCCAAUUCCCCUCUCUUAGACCAGGAGAAUGACCAGAAAGAGGACGAGUCUCUCUCCCUUGUUGCUCUUCUAUUGACUGCCUUUCGAAAGUCAGUUGUGGCCUGUAGAACUGGGAGAGACGAGUUGGGUUCGAUGGAGAUCGGAUGGCCGACAAAUGUGAGGCAUGUUGCUCAUGUUACAUUCGAUCGGUUCAAUGGCUUCCUUGGAUUGCCUGUCGAAUUUGAACCCGAGGUUCCUCGGCGUGCACCUAGUGCUAGUGCAAAUGUAUUUGGAGUUUCUACUGAAUCUAUGCAGCUUUCCUUUGAUUCCAGAGGGAAUAGCGUGCCAACAAUUCUCCUGCUGAUGCAGAAUUGUUUAUAUUCUCAAGGAGGACUUCGAGCAGAGGGAAUAUUCAGGAUAAAUGCUGAAAAUAGCCAAGAGGAGUAUGUUCGAGACCAGUUGAACAAGGGAAUUGUGCCAGAGGGGGUGGAUGUCCACUGUUUGGCUGGUUUGAUUAAGGCUUGGUUUAGAGAGCUCCCUAGUGGGGUUUUGGACUCUCUUUCACCAGAGGAGGUAAUGCAGAGCAAUACAGAAGAGGAGUAUGCUCGGCUCGUGAGGCUUUUGCCCCCGACUGAAGCAGCUCUACUCGACUGGGCUAUCAACUUAAUGGCAGACGUCGUUCAAGAGGAACAUCUCAACAAGAUGAAUGCUCGAAAUGUGGCGAUGGUGUUUGCCCCAAACAUGACUCAGAUGGCAGAUCCUUUAACUGCACUAAUGUAUGCAGUGCAAGUGAUGAAUUUUCUUAAGACUCUGAUCAUAAAGACCCUAAGAGAGAGAGAGGAGCCUGUUCUUGAGGCAGCUUCUUGCUCUUCCAAUUCCGAUCCUCCAAAAGGUAAUGGGGAUCAUGGCUCAUCUCAGCGAUGCCCAGAGGCCCACAUUGGAGAAGAAAAGGAGGAAGAGAGAGAAACUCAUCAAGAGAAAGAAGGGAGAGAAGAAACCGGUCAGUCACUCGAGGCUUCUGAGGCCAUUUCAGAUGGCAUUUCACUAGGAGCCAUAGCUGAUCCUCUGUUUGAGGAUUCGGGUGGGGGUUUAACCAAUUCUAGAGAGAAGUCUACCCAUAGUGGAAAUGGGUUUUCAGGUGAUGGGUCAACGGAUACAAAUUCUCUUCCAAACGGGGUGCACAAGCCUGUUAAUGGCCUCAAGAUUGAGGAAGUAGAAAUUUGCUGUAAAAAUAAGACCUGCAGCACCGGUAAUCUAAAUGGCAGGAAAAGCGCUAGAAACGGACAGCCUAAAGUUCAGAUAAAUUCGACUGUUGAGAAGUCGAGGGGAAUCAAUAUCAUAAGCCGUAUAAAUUCGAGGGUGGAGAGGGUCGAAGCAUGGAGGUAGAAGUGGGAAAAACUGUGUGCUUGUGUUUUUCAGAGAUUGGAAAUGAGAUUGGGUGUGCUUUUAUGUCUGUUUCGUGGGUGGUUUCUUAUGCAUCACUGCUAAUUGGGGAAUGUGUCAAACCCUUUUCUUUUCAUUCUGUUCAAAAACGGUUGGUUUCCUCUGAUGAGGAUGAAGUUGGUUUCGGUGUUCUGUGAUGUGUGAGAUUUGCUUUUGGUUA